AUGUACUACGUUUCUGAAACGGAUAUGCUCAAAUCAAUGCGUAUGGCUUUAUAUGAUGAGGUGGUACGAACUCCAGGAUACAUUCAAGGAGAAAACUUCACAGGCCUUGCUGACUUCGUCACGCUACUUUCUAAUAUACUCAAAAACAGUGAACGUGCUCGACUCGUUUUCAUCCAUAUGAGGGAAUAUCUCGAGUCGAGGCGUGAUCAUAGAAUGGUAUCUGUGGACGAUUAUAGGAGGCAAUUUGAGAGUGUUGAGCGUGUCUAUGCAAAUCCAUUCCCGGUCAAUGCUUCAUGGCAACACUGCAAAGGAACAACACCUAUGUUCAGGGGUUAUACCUGUGGACUAUGGACAACCUUCCACGCGCUGACUGUACACUCAUACAUUGAUACAAUCAAAGACUCUAAUAUGAAUCCUUUGAAACCACUUAAGAGUAUUCAGGGAUGGGUCAAAGGAUUCUUCGGCUGCAAACAUUGCAGAAAACAUUUCAUGAACAUGACCACCAACAUAUUCCCAAUGACUGAACGUAGAAUUCGGCAUCCUCACGAUAUGAUGACAUAUCUGUGGAGAGCACACAACAUCGUGAACAAUCGUCUACACGGCGAUCCUACCGAAGAUCCACAAUUCAUAAAAAUGCAAUUCCCACCACCAUUCCUUUGCCCUACUUGUCAUUCUGGUGGACAAUUCAGCAGAAGACAGGUUCGCAACUUCUUGCUGAGAUACUACGGUAGCAUCAAGCCACAUAAUCGUUUGGCUGACCGUCGUCUUGCCUUCUUUUAG
Messenger RNA from Strongylus vulgaris, 780 nucleotides. The record is from the annotation of a GenBank genome assembly. NCBI's taxonomy places the organism in Eukaryota, Metazoa, Nematoda, Chromadorea, Rhabditida, Strongylidae.